UAGCCUGCGCAGAUUAAGAAUCCCCAACCUUUAUUUUUUACUUGUUCUCUCAUAUUCCUCUCUAAUUUCGAAGAGGCCUUGUGUUGCUGCUUCAUCGUUCCCUUGCUUUGGUGUCUCUCGAAGAGGUAUCAAUCACAGAACUCCAUUCUUGAUCAGAAAAGAGCCAGUUUCAUGAGCUCACGGUCAGUGCAGGAGCAGAUAGCACCUGAAAAUGAAGUUCUACAGUCUGGAUUGCUUAGUGCGGUUGAUGAUUUGUACGGGGGAGUUAUGGUGGAUAUGAAGGAACACAUGGAUGCUACUGUCUUUGUUCCCUUACUUAGGGCUUCAUUAUCAUAUUGGAGGGAACAGGGAAAGAGGGGUAUUUGGAUCCAAUUGCCUAUUCGACUUGUGCAUCUUGCUGAGCCUGCUGUCAAGGAAGGCUUUAGAUUCCACCAUGCUGAACCAGAUUACUUAAUGCUUGUGUGUUGGAUUUCUGAAACUACUGAUUCGCUGCCCGCAAAUGCUUCUCAUAGUGUGGGAAUAGGUGCUUUUGUCAUGAAUAGUAAGCGAGAGGUGCUCGUAGUCCAGGAGAAGGGUGACAAAUUUAAAGGCACGGGAGUUUGGAAGUUCCCUACCGGGGUUGUGGAUGAGGGUGAGGAUAUAUGUAAAGCUGCAGUUAGAGAAGUUAAAGAAGAGACUGGAGUUGAUACAGAAUUUGUGGAAGUUUUAGCAUUCAGGCAAAGUCAUCGGUCAUUCUUUUGCAAAUCGAAUUUGUUUUUCGUUUGCAUGUUACAGCCCCAUUCCUCUCAUAUUCAGAAGCAAAUUUCAGAGCUUGAGGCUGCGCAGUGGAUGCCGUUUGAGGAGUAUGCAGCGCAACCUUUUGUCCGAGACCAUAAGCUCUUCAAUUACAUUGCCAAGAUAUGCUUGGCUAAAUCAGAGAAAGGGUAUUCUGGUUUUUCAACAGUGUCUACAACCACAUCUUCCGGUAAAACGACAUACUUGUAUGUUAACAACCAGGAUUUGAAGCAGCUAUGAAAAUGACAUCAUAUUCUUUCUUGUAAGCGCAAUAAUGAGAAUAUGUAUGCCUCUGUAUAUGUUCUAUUCCAUUUACAUUGUUUUGAUGUAAUUGUAGU
This is a messenger RNA of Tripterygium wilfordii, 1112 nucleotides long. Its product is annotated as nudix hydrolase 2-like. The record is from RefSeq and is a predicted model, not a curated record. Gene Ontology annotation, molecular function: NAD binding; NADH pyrophosphatase activity; ADP-ribose diphosphatase activity. Bases 172 to 1014 code for a protein of 280 amino acids. The transcript is spliced from 9 exons. Lineage: Eukaryota; Viridiplantae; Streptophyta; Magnoliopsida; Celastrales; Celastraceae.